AUGAAUCUCGUAAUUACUUACUUUUUCAGUUGGAUUGUUUUUGGAACAAAUGUCCAAGCAGCCAAAGGUGCCAAAUUCCAAUUCUAUGGUGAUAUUACCAACUACUAUGCCUGUAAUUAUCAAAUAAGUCAAACAGUUUCCUUUUGCGAAAGUCCAACCAAUGUUACCUGUUUGUGCUCCAAUAAAAAUGCUUUGGCUACAUACGCUGGAUGUUUUGCCUUUGAUAACCGAAACAAAACCAAAGCAUUAAACUUUUUGAUCGAGUAUUGUGAAGAGUAUGGUAAUGUCACUGUUGAAAAAGAUUGGUAUGAAAAAUCGUAUCAAUAUUAUCUUGCUAAGGCCAAAACUGAAGAAGAAAUCCCAAACUUUAAUGCAACUAUUCCUAUUGAUGUUCCGUUCAAGCUUGAUGAAGCUGAAACAAAAUUAUAUGAAAAAGCUUACAAACAGUUUUUAGGAAACUAUGAUGAUUCAUUAUAUUAUGGAGCUGCUGCUUUGGGUUAUUGGUUAUUAAUUAUGUGUAUUGGGGCAAUUGUCAAUUGGGGUAAGGUAAUUUUCCCUGGUUUGACUAAAAAAUUAACUUCUAAACCUAUUAAUAUAUGGAGACAAUAUGUUUCCAUGCCAGCAACAUUUCAGAAACGGAAGGCGGAAGCAGCUCCAAUCUUUAAAUUUUUUGAUUCUUUAAUUCCAUCUAGGCUUGAAUCAAUUGUCAUCUUUUUAUUCUAUAUUUUGAUAUUGAUUAUUCAUGCUAUAAACAUGCAUUAUGUUGAUGGUGAUCCAGUAUUUAACAAUGAUAAAUACCAAUCACAAGUGAGAAAUGUUGCUGAUAGAACAGGUAUUACUGGAACAAUUAUGAUGCCAUUAGUUUUCCUUUUCGCCAGUAGAAACAAUUUUUUGCAAUGGUUAACAGGUUGGAAUUAUAGUACUUUUGUCACUUAUCAUCGUCAUAUUGCUAGAGUUAUGUUUAUUUUAAUUGCUUUACACUCUAUUCUUUUUACUAUUUUAUUACGUACUGAUAUGAGUGAAUUUGCCGAAACGUAUAUGAUUUGGGGGGUUCUUGCUACAGUUACUGGUGGGAUCAUUUUAUUCCAGGCCAUGUUAUUUUUCAGAAGACGCUGGUAUGAAAUAUUCUUACUUAUUCAUAUAUUAUUUGCUGCAUUAUAUGUUGCCGGCACAUGGAUCCAUGUUGACGAAUUAGGGUACGUUUGGUUUGUGUAUCCAUCUGUUGCUGUAUGGUGUGUUGAUAGAGUAGUUAGAAUUGCUAGGUUGGUAGUAUUUGGUUUCCCUAAAGCUCAGGUGACAUUAUUGGCAGAUGAAACAAUAAAAGUGGAAAUUCCUAAACCAAGUUAUUGGAAAACUAUUCCUGGUGGUCAUGCAUUCAUUCAUUUCUUGAAACCAACAUAUUUCUGGCAAAGUCAUCCUUUCACUUUUGUGGAAUCACCAACUGAUACUCAUAUUAUUUUAUACUGUAAAGUUAAAGGGGGUAUUACACACAGUUUGUAUCAAUUGUUGGGACGCAGUCCAGGACAAACUACUAGCAUGAGAGUUGGUGUUGAAGGUCCAUAUGGAGAACUGACUGCAGCUAGAUAUGCUGACACGGCUGUAUUUAUUGCAGGAGGUAAUGGUAUCCCUGGUAUUUACUCUGAGGUGAUGGACAUGGCCCGUAGAAUGCCAAGUGAAACUAAGAAAGCUAUGAAAUUAUACUGGAUUAUACGUGACUACAAAUCAUUAGAAUGGUUUAACGACGAACUUGCUGUAUUACAACGCACAAACAUUGAAACAACAAUUUACGUCACCAAGCCUGAUUUAUUUAGUGUGUCGACUGAAGAUGGUAGUGACGAUACUAGUUCCAAGAAGGAAUCUGAUAGUCAAGAUAUGAAUGUCGAGAGUAAAGAGCCGUUGCAAGGGGUUGACGUGGUAAAGUCUAGAUUUUCACAUAUCACGUUUAAAGAGGGAAGACCAAGUAUUGAAAACAUCGUUGACUCAGAAAUCAAAGAAUCAAAUGGAUCUAUUGCAUUUGUUGCUUGUGGUCAUCCAGCAAUGGUUGACGAGACACGUUACUUUUGUUCAAGAAAUGUUGACAAUCCUCAAAAGAAGAGGGUCGAUUUCUAUGAGCAAGUUCAAGUUUGGACCUAG
This is a messenger RNA of Candida dubliniensis CD36, 2133 nucleotides long. RefSeq names its product ferric/cupric-chelate reductase (gene CFL4). Gene Ontology annotation, molecular function: ferric-chelate reductase activity. The record is from RefSeq and is a predicted model, not a curated record. NCBI's taxonomy places the organism in Eukaryota, Fungi, Ascomycota, Pichiomycetes, Serinales, Debaryomycetaceae. Gene Ontology annotation, cellular component: plasma membrane. Gene Ontology annotation, biological process: copper ion import; intracellular iron ion homeostasis; iron ion transport. The transcript has a single exon. The coding region runs from base 1 to 2133 and encodes 710 amino acids.